CGCGCGUACUGGAGUCCGAUUCCACACGAGGGCGAGGCAUGAGUUCAAUAUCUUCUUGUUGCUGCAGAGCGCCUCCCGGCUGCUGGGUUUUUGCAAUGAUUAAAAUGACCUUCAUUCCCUGAUGACAGACAGUCACUGGAAAACGGUCAAACUGGUCAAAAGACCAGUCCAACGCCUUCCUCUUCGAGGAGGACGUGCGGCAGCUGGCCGUCGGCUGGACCCACAAUGCGGCGCUGCUCCGCAACAACGAGAUCCUCAUGUGGGGCCGCAAGUGCUACGGACAGCUGGGCACGGGCUCGAUCAGCGAGCAGCAGGCGGUGCCCCAGCCACUGAGCCUCCGACUGCCCGACGGCCAGACGCCUGCUCGCGUGCACAUGGGGGCAGAGCACGGCCUGCUGCGGACUACAGCCGGCGAGAUCUACACCUGGGGCUGGAACGAGCACGGAAACUGUGGCAACAACAGUACAGAGAAUGUAUGCAGCGCGUGAAGUUGGCCGGAGCUGGCUCGGGCUUCUGUUACGCCAUUUCCGAGUCGUCUGUUAAUUAAUUUUAUAAUAAAUGUUAAAAAUGCUU
Drosophila miranda is the source of this 573-nucleotide messenger RNA. Its product is annotated as RCC1 domain-containing protein 1-like. NCBI's taxonomy places the organism in Eukaryota, Metazoa, Arthropoda, Insecta, Diptera, Drosophilidae. The transcript is spliced from 2 exons. The record is from RefSeq and is a predicted model, not a curated record. The coding region runs from base 258 to 488 and encodes 76 amino acids.